Messenger RNA from Myripristis murdjan (pinecone soldierfish), 4324 nucleotides. It is a transcript of the gene aftpha, whose product is annotated as aftiphilin a. The transcript has 10 exons. The record is from RefSeq and is a predicted model, not a curated record. Bases 200 to 2740 code for a protein of 846 amino acids. Gene Ontology annotation, cellular component: AP-1 adaptor complex; trans-Golgi network membrane. NCBI's taxonomy places the organism in Eukaryota, Metazoa, Chordata, Actinopteri, Holocentriformes, Holocentridae. Gene Ontology annotation, molecular function: clathrin binding. Gene Ontology annotation, biological process: intracellular transport.
GCUGGGUGACGCUCAGACAGGGUGGCGAGUCGGGAGCUGUAACCGGCUGACUCAACCCUCUGCUCGGCUUCUCUGUUUCCACCGACCGCGGCCCCCCGCCGCCGGCUCUGAUUCACACCGGACGGGCAGCACCUGGUUUCACCGAGUCAUGGGAAUCAGCGGUAUAAACAGGAGGAUUUGUUGAAAUUGCCGGAGAACCAUGGAGCCAGAUGUGAUUCGCAUGUACUCCUCCUCUCCGCCGCCGAUGGAGGACGGUGCCGAGGAGGAGGAGGACGAGUUCGGAGACUUCGGCGGUUUCUCUGGCGUCCCCAACAGCAUCAGCUUCACCGAGUUCGACACGCCCACUACUUUCAACCAGACGCAGGCCUUGAACGCCACCUCACCACCUGAACUGAUCAGCGGCAGACGCGUGGUGGGAUUCUCCGGCGUCGGCUCCGCUAACAGAACUGAUGAGCUCUCCAAGGCCAAUGGUGUCGUGCCAGGAGGCCGCACGGGUGGCAGUCCCUCAGAGAGAGCUGUCAGCGAGGCUAAAAAGGUCCUCGCCGGCUCCCUGGAUUUCCCGGGGAGUGACCAGGCCGGCACCGAGCCUGCUGACUGCAAUGGUGGCACAGAGGUGCUGACAAACGGGUUCGCAAUGUUUGAAGUUCAGGGAAGCCCUUCCUCGCAGAAUUCUGUCCACUCUCAUAAAAAAGGAACCUCCACUGAGGAAAUGGGCAGCGUCCCUGCUGGCAGCCCAGAGGACGAUUUUGCAGACUUUGCUGCUUUUUCCAGUGCUGAAGGACACUUCAGCCAGACGGCAAACAAGGACUUGGACAAUCCCAGUGGGGAUAGCUGGCUGGCGGAGGGCGCCUGCCAAGAGCACUGUAUUAUAGAACAGGGAACGACUUUAGAGGACGAUGUCAGGGACACAAACAGAGCUGGACCCGACACGUCCGUCUCUGAUUCCAUAUCUGUCUCUGCCGUGGCUGCAGACGGCUCGGACAGCAGGGACCGCCACUCUCACACAGAUGCUGACUUUGAACAAAGGGACGUAGCCUUUGCACACGAGCACUCGGCCUCUGAAGCAGUUUGCACUGAGACGCCCCUCUCCCUGAAUGGGGUUGACUUGGUGGGCGGGGACAGGCCCGAAGAUGGGAUGGGCUGCAGAGAAAACGACUUCUUGCCUGAGACGACCGCUGACGGCGAGGCGGGGCGGUUGGACGGGAAAGGCUCCGGAAACGAGACUGAAACAGAAACAGAGACGGAGACGUCUUUUGGCCGGCCACUGUCGACAGACGCUCUGGAGGAGUAUGGAGACAUGAGCACCACGGGCUCCGUGCCCUCCCCACCCCUCCAGGAGGACACCGCCACACCCGCCGACCAUAGCCAGCUGGCAGAAGACGACGAUGAUGAUGAGGAUUUUGGGGACUUUGGAGACGUCAGUUCCUUCGGUGGCCAGGGCUUCCCUGACUUUGAGCAGCUGGAGGUGCAGCAGGAGCAGGGUGGGUCGAACAGCUCUGUGCCUGCACAGGAAACGGCAGAUGCUGAGGACAACGAUGACUUUGGUGAUUUUGACACCCCUAAAUUCCACACUAGUGGAACAGAGGGGGAGGAUGGAGGCAAAUUUGCAGACUUCCCUGUCAGUGACAGUUUUGGAAAUUUCAGUUCAGCUGUCGUGGGUGCAGACGGCGAGGCGGACGCAGGGUGGAGCGCCUUCGACCAGCCCGAGCAACAGCAGGUCGAGGGAGAAUCAUGGGCGGCGUUCAGCGUAGAGCCGAGCGCCGCUCCUCCCCUGGGGGGCGAAGAGGAGGGGUGGCAUGAAACUGAAGCUCCUGCCCUCAGCGACCAAACCAGCAGGACAGACAGAACCCCGGCGUCGCUGUCCAGCCGUCUGGAGCGGCUGUUUCAGAGCAGCUUCCCUCAGACCCCCGUCCCGCAGGUGGGGGACGAGGUGGCGUCGCUGAAGACCCUGCUGGAGCCUCCGGAGGAGAAACCUCAGGCGGGACAGGAGGAGGAGAGCAGGACGCCGCGCAACGGGGCGGUGCGGGGGGGCGUGUGGAGGCAGCUGCAGGACAUUCACGAUGCGUUCGGGCUCAGACACCAGUGGGGCGGCUCCCACUGCAACAAAACACUACUCUGCUCCCUGGGCAUCGACAUCCGAAACAUCCUGUUCACAGGACAGAAGAAGCAGCCCGUCAUCGUCCCCAUGUACGCCGCCAGCCUGGGGAUGCUGGAACCGACCAAAGAGCCUGUGAAGCCCGUCUCUGCAGCAGAGAUGAUCGCUUCCAUAGCACAAGCUCCUGCAGCGGGUCCAGAGAAAAGCCCCUGCGCCCCGGACACAGUCCAGCAGGAGGCGCUCCCACCCGUCCAGUUUGACUGGAGCAGCAGUGGCCUUACCAACCCCCUGGAUGCGAGCGGAGGCUCCUCUCUGUUAAACCUGGAUUUCUUUGGCCCUGUGGAGGACUCGGGCUCCAGCAGCUCCCCCUCCAUCCCAGGCGUGGACCCGGAGCUGUACGAGCUGACCACGGCCAAGCUGGACCCCAGCAGCUCCGGCAGCAAAGUGGCCGACGCCUUCGCCCGCCUCAUGUCCACCAUGGAGAAGACCAGCACCUCCACCAGGAAGCCGAGGAAGGAGGAGAACCUGAGCGAGGAGGCGGCCAAGGUGAUCGCCGGCCUGCCCGACCUGUCCUUCAUGCAGGCCAAGGUGCUCAUGUUUCCCACCACGCUGACGCCUCUGGGCUCGCAGCCCGCCGCGGACUGAAGCCCCGCCCUCUGCCCCCCCAGCUGGCCCCGCCCACCCUCCCCUCCCUCACCGUCUCACUCGAUCAAACUGUCGUCUUUUUCUCGCUUCCAUGUUGUGGCUUCUCCCCCUUUAUACGUUUUUUUUUUCCAAUUUUUUUUUUUUAACCAAGCAAAGCAUUUAUCAUCGUUGGAAUCGGCGCGGCAACGGAGGACCUGCAGAUUUAGACGUCAUCAGAUAAUUUAUAGAGCUGUUAAUUUAUAGAGGAAGGCUUAGCAGAGGUGUGCUGUUCAUAUUUAGACGAAUCAACAUGUAUAUAAUCAGGGACAAAAAGUUUAUUUUCCCGCCGUUUGACGUUUGUUUUUGGGUUUGUUUUCUUUUGUUUUUUUAAAGAUUACUUUUGGAAGGUGAUGUUCGUGUGGUGGGCGUGUGUUCAUGUAUCUGUGAAGGAACGAAAAACACUGGCUGAUGUUCUCUGAGCGAGGCUCCAAUCAAGGUGAAGCGGAACAGAAGUAUAAAUAAAUAACAUUUAUAUACAUAUAUAAUAUAUAUAAAUAUAUCUAUAUAUCAACUUGAAACCACACUGCCUGCAAAAUCCAGCUGAAUGUUUCCCCUGUUGUGUUGAUGGCCUUAGUUUUUACUUAGAGCGUAGGUUUUAUCCUUUAACCCUCGGCUGCCACGCGCUGUACGUCUGCUCACCUUGUAAUUUAACUGUAGCAUUUUGAUUUCUCUUUUUUUUUUUCUCUUUUUUUUAUGUUUUAAAUAUAUAAAAUCAUCACCCAUAUCAGUGCAGUCCAUCCACUCUCAUCAGAACGGACGACGGCUGCGUCUCGUCUUCGGGUCGGGAAGCUGCCGGUCACAGUUUGUCUGUGGCUGCUAGUUUUAGUUAUUCAAAAUGAUUUAAAAAAAAAAAAAACAUCUAGUUAGCUGGUGAACCGGUGGAAGAGAUCGUAAACGUGCAGCUGUAGCAGCCGCUGUGGCCAGUGGACACACACACACACACACACACACACACACACACAGAAAAAAAAAAAACAAGUUUCCUGCCUCGUUUGUGUUUGAUUUCCCGGGCCGCUCACGUGGAUGUGGGCGCCCGGGGGUCGAUGAAGGCGACAAAUCGGAUCAAAACCACUGAAACUCUGUGAAAGCGUCUCAGCAGCGAAGGGCGACUCGCGUCACAAGGGAAUUAAGGGACCAAUUUCUGCUUCCACGCGUUGGGUUGCGUACACUGUUCUGAUAUGAAGUGCUUCUUGUAGUUCUGGCUCUCAUUCUUUCACUUUUAUGUUUUGCGAUAUCUUGUUUUUUGUCGUCUUUUUUUUUUUUUCUUUUUCUUUUUUGGUUAUACUACUGUCAGCCCCGUCUCCCAGGAGGAUUUUGCACAUUGUAAAGAUGAAAUGGAUGUAAUCAUAGUUCACUGUGGCUUUAGACUGUGUACAGUUAAACUAUGGACUGUAAAAUGUACGGGAAAAUUCCUAUGGAAAAAAACGGAAUCACUUGAAGAGCCUGUCAAAAGGUUAACGUGCAUGCCCGGGUUCUUUUGAGACUAUAAGUGUGUAAAUUUUACUUUUAGUGUACACAAGAAAUUAAAAUAAUUUAAGAGAAAAA